Molecule: messenger RNA, 949 nt
Organism: Beta vulgaris subsp. vulgaris (sugar beet)
Lineage: Eukaryota; Viridiplantae; Streptophyta; Magnoliopsida; Caryophyllales; Amaranthaceae
Product: ethylene-responsive transcription factor ERF023
Exons: 1
Coding region: 151-702 (183 amino acids)
Biological process (GO): regulation of DNA-templated transcription
Molecular function (GO): DNA binding; DNA-binding transcription factor activity
Source: RefSeq, a predicted model, not a curated record
ACUUUCUUUUAAGUGCUAACAAGUAACAACUACUACUAGCAUGGUACUACUACCCCACCAAAAAAACACUUUUGCUUAGCACAAAAAAAAAAAUCUACACUUUUGCUUUGUUAGUUGUUACUUGUUAUAUUACACUUCUAAGAUCAUAAGAUGGAGCAACCACAAUGUAGUGGUGGAUUUGAAGACCCGGCAACAUCUCCGGACUCGCCUUCGGGUGGGGCCCACUCGAGUAAACCCCGAGGGUCGGGAACGAGGCACCCGGUGUACCGAGGAGUCCGGAAACGUCGAUGGGGUAAAUGGGUAUCGGAAAUCCGAGAGCCUAGAAAAAAGACCCGAAUAUGGCUCGGAUCAUUCCCAAUACCCGAGAUGGCUGCCCGGGCCUAUGAUGUGGCAGCCCAUUGUUUAAAGGGCUGCAAGGCCCAACUCAACUUUCCUGGGGAAAUAGACUUCCUACCCCGGCCCAUCUCAUGUUCUCCUAGGGACAUCCAAGCGGCUGCGGCGAAGGCGGCCAACAUGGUGGUGGAAGGGAAAGACGGCGGCUGUCCGCCGUCUGAUCAUUAUGAUCAUGAUCAUCAUGAUGGAGAUGAGAUUGAUGAUGAUUUUUGGAGGGAGAUUGAGCUCCCUGAGUUGCUGGAUACAGGGCAAGGAGGCAAGUUUAUGGAUUCCUAUACUACUUCAUUCAAUGAUGAAUUUUAUUAUUAAGUAUUUUGCAAUAGAUAUUAUUGUUUAGAGGCUUAUCAAUAUCAUGUUCAGUCAACAUUUUUUUGUCAUUCUUUUUCUUAAACACAUGUUAAAUUUGAAGCUCGAUCAUAGAUUUUGUGUAUAUAUCUCUGUUCAUCCUUUGUCAAACUUGUUUAUGUGUAUAAAUCUGUGCUAUACAUUGAAUUUUAAUGACUUCCAUGUAUGAUCUGUUUAUGUAUCUCUAUCAAAUAAUCUUGUUGUGCGUCUA